Molecule: messenger RNA, 1433 nt
Organism: Nilaparvata lugens (brown planthopper)
Lineage: Eukaryota; Metazoa; Arthropoda; Insecta; Hemiptera; Delphacidae
Exons: 2
Coding region: 125-1318 (397 amino acids)
Source: RefSeq, a predicted model, not a curated record
UAUAAAUAAACCAGCUAGGUCAGUAUUCAUUGAGUUAUGUGUGUUGCAAGUUGUUUUAAUAUGAUCGUGAAUAUUAAAGAAGUAUAAUGUUGUUUCAUUAAGUUUAUAUAGAAAGAGUCAAAAAAUGUUUCCAACAAGAACUGAACGUAUGUUAAAACUGGCUCAGACUACAGCAGAAAGAAACAAAUCUACAUGUGAGACAACAAAUUUACAGGAUGGCAAGUCGGAAAAAUUGGGUUUAAAGGAAUCUUGUAGCAUUUUGGACAUCCCUGUUGAAGUUUCCAAUUCUAUCGAAAAUGUAGAUGCAUCGAUAGGCCUGACAGCUGGUCCAGAAGAUAUUUGCAGCAUAUCCGAAGCAGUUCCCGUUCUUAUCAAUAAUACAGAUGAAUCAAGAGACGUAGCAGUAGAUCUGGGUGGUGUUUGUAGCAUUUUGAACAUUUCUGAAGCUGUUCCCAAUCUCAUCAAUAAUACAGAUGCAUCAAUAGACUUAGACGUUGACGUUUGCAGCAUUUUGGACAUUUCUGAAGCUAUUCCCAAUUUCAUCAAUAAUGCAGAGGUAUCAAUAGACUUAGCAGUUAAUUCAGGUGGUGUUUGUAGCAUUUUGAACAUUUCUGAUUCCAAAAAUAAUGAGUGUGCUUCAAAAGGCCUAGCAGUUGAACCAGAGGAUGAUGAAGUCAUGCCCAAUUCCAUCAAUAAUGUAGAGUCAUCAAUAUCUGCCAACAAUACUAGUUGCAUCUCUGCUGUAUCAACUUCUGAUUCAUCAGUUAAAGACAACCCUUGUGACAUUUCUGAUGAUUCUGAGGUAGAUUCCUUGUAUGAACCAAAUUCAAGAAUUCCAGAUUCAGAUUCAAACUCAAAUAGCAGCUAUGAUAGUUGCAUCCCUGACAAUCAUUGUAGACAGGAAGUAAACUCAGCUAUGACACAGGAUUCGAUUAGGCCAAAAAAAGGGAGGAAGAGGAAACACAACAUACAAACGUUUUCAACUAGGAAAAAGUUGAAGGACUCAAAUUUGGAGCAUUUUACAGUAGCUGGGAAGUUUAUUAAACCAAAAGAAUUUAAUAAUUUCAAAUGUAAUUGUACAAAUAACUGUCAUGAGAAAGUUUCUCAGAGUUUGAGGAAAAGAUUGUUUGAGAAGUUUUGGGACUUGGGAUCCUAUAACACACAAACCUCUUUCAUUGUUGCCAACAUAGAAGAGACAGAUAUAAAAAGGAGAAGGGGAAGUUCGAAUAAGAGAAGUUAUUCAAGAACCUUGAAUUCGGUUAGGGAAAUUUGUAGUCUGUCGAGAAAUGUUUAUCAAAACAUUUGCUAUUUCUACUAAAAGAGUGAAUACAGCACUCAAUAAGCUACGAUCAGAAGGUACUGCAAAAGACUGUCGUGGUGUUCACAGAAAAGGACAGCUUAAACUUCCCAUUGCUGUUAUUAACAAUGUUAAA